UCAAGUUUCUACCUUGUGUGGUUCCCGAUUGUACCAUCAAUUACUCCUGCAUGAAUGCCUCCUCACUCGUCCAAGACAAAGGGAGUAGAGCUAAUGAAUCAAUCUUCGAUCCGUGCUACUGGACCAAUUGUGGAGGUGGCUCUUGCAACAAAUCAUCAAAUUUCACAUAUAGCUGUGAAUGUGCAAAGGAUUAUUAUAAUAUUCUCAAUGAUACUUCCCUCCCAUGUUUCCAAGAUUGUGCAAUUGGAACGGAUUGUUCAACCCUAAAGAUAUCAUCUUCAAACAAAUCUACAUCAGCAACCCCUGCAUUCUCUGAUGAUGGUAAGAACCAUGAUGAUGUGUGCAAAGGAGUGGUAUGUGGAAAAGGAACUUGCAAGCCAUCAAAUCAAAGCGCUUUCUUCCUGUUUGAAUGUGAAUGCGAUCCUGGGUGGAAGCAGGCUAACUUUGGCCUUGCCGAAAACUUCAAGUUUCUACCUUGUGUGGUUCCCAAUUGUACCAUCAAUUACUCCUGCAUGAAUGCCUCCUCACCUGUCCAAGACAAAGGGAGCAUAGCUAAUGAAUCAAUCUUCAAUCCUUGCCACUGGACCGAUUGUGGAGGUGGCUUUUGCGACAAAACAUCAAAUUUCACAUAUAGCUGUGAAUGUGCAAAGGAUUAUUAUAAUAUUCUCAAUGAUAAUUCGUUGCCAUGUUUCCAAGAUUGUGCAAUUGGAAUGGAUUGUUCAACCCUGGGAAUAUCAUCUUCAAACAAAUCUACUUCUGCAACACAAUUAGUGUCUGAUGAUGGUAUGAACCAUGCUGCUUCAAUUCUACAAGGACAUUAUUUUUGGUUGAUAACGCUGAUGACAUUCAUGGCUAUGGUUCAGUGGAAAUAGAAGGGCUUAAUUAUAUACACAAGGCUUACAGCCCUGCAUUCUAGUUAGAUUCCAUAGAUUUCAUCGCUACUCCAUUGCUUUUGGUUUUCCAUAGUUCCACUUGUCCAGCAUUUCUAUGUAUGUAUGAUCAGGUCCAAUAAAUAAAUUACGACAUGUACAGGGAGCAGUAUGUUGAAUAGAUAUAACUCAGCACGGGACUUAGAGCAGAACAUUUUAAGUAUACGGCAUAUAUGCUUUUGUUGAACAUGAUUUGAUGAUACUGAGGUCUAUCACCUACUUUGAGAAACUAAUACUGGUAUUGAUUUGUUAUGUCAACUUGUUUUUUACUAACCAUGUAAGUAUUGGAAUAAGAAAUGGUAUUCAUUAGCCUUCAAAAUGGCUGAUCUUUGAA
Messenger RNA from Quercus lobata, 1263 nucleotides. RefSeq names its product protein jagged-1b-like. The record is from RefSeq and is a predicted model, not a curated record. Lineage: Eukaryota; Viridiplantae; Streptophyta; Magnoliopsida; Fagales; Fagaceae. The coding region runs from base 51 to 872 and encodes 273 amino acids. The transcript has 9 exons.